Epithele typhae is the source of this 1527-nucleotide messenger RNA. Its product is annotated as G-protein alpha subunit. The transcript has 9 exons. The coding region runs from base 1 to 1527 and encodes 508 amino acids. The record is from RefSeq and is a predicted model, not a curated record. Gene Ontology annotation, biological process: adenylate cyclase-modulating G protein-coupled receptor signaling pathway. Gene Ontology annotation, molecular function: G-protein beta/gamma-subunit complex binding; G protein-coupled receptor binding; GTPase activity. Lineage: Eukaryota; Fungi; Basidiomycota; Agaricomycetes; Polyporales; Epitheliaceae. Gene Ontology annotation, cellular component: heterotrimeric G-protein complex.
AUGCUCACCGCAUCCCGGCCCCCGUCCGUGCACAGCACGACCACCGACGGCGACCCCUUCAGCCAGCUCCUCCGCCCCCCCGCGACCGAGACCGAGCACGAGCGCGUCGCACGCCUCCAGCGCGAGGCGGACGCCAAGCGUGUCAGCGAUCGUAUCGACGAGGACCUCAAGAUCGAGCGGGAGCGCUUGAGGAAGAGCAAGCAGGACAUCAGGCUGCUCCUUCUCGGCCAGGCCGAGUCCGGCAAGUCCACCCUCCAGAAGCAGUUCCAGCUGCUCUACAACCCGCAGGGGCUCGACGAGGAACGCCUGUCCUGGCGCACCGUCAUCUACUUCAACAUCGCCCGCCCGGUCCGCCGGAUCCUCGAAGCCUUAGAGGCCUAUGGCGACGGCGAAGAUGUCGACGACGAGAUGGCGAUGGACACGCAGCCCUCCGGCAUACCCGCUUCCGAAGGUGCGGACCAGAGAGUGCUCUCUCCCGCGCAGGCAGGCCUGGAGAAGAAGGUCGCCGAGCUCCGCGAGCGCAUGGCCCCCCUCCUCGCCGCAGAAGCGACCCUCGCCGACCGCCUCUCUGGUGGAGUGAACGUGUCGGGCUCAGGCAAGGGCAGCGUCUUCGUCCGCACCGGAUGGCAGUCCAAGACCUUUGGCCUCAACUUCGGCAGGAGUCGCGAACGCACGAGCAGCGGCGGGCGCUCCAGCUUCACCGGGCGCUCCUCGGUCGAACAGCAAAAAGGCGAAGUAGAGCUUCAGACCCGCCAGAUGACAGAAGAGGACAAGUUGAUGGCCAAUGUGGGGGCCAUCCUCAGCGCCUGUCAAGGAGACGUCCGGGAACUGUGGACGCUGCCCGCGGUGCGCAAGCUGCGCGAACGUAGGCGAUUCAAGCUCGAAGAGUGGGCAGACUACUUCCUCAACAACCUCCCUCGCAUUUCUUCAUCCGGCUAUAUCCCCAGUACUGAGGACAUCCUUCACGCACGCAUACAGACUAUGGGUGUCGCGGAGCACGUCUUUGACAUGUCUGUUCAUGGGCGCACAGUCCGCUGGCACAUGUAUGAUGUUGGUGGUGCCCGUGGCCAGCGCCAUUCCUGGAUCCCGUACUUCGAUGAUGCGACCGCAAUCAUCUUCCUGGCUCCAGUCAGCGCUUUCGAUCAGUACCUAGACGAGGAUCCGAGAACGAACCGAGUGGAUGACUCGCUUCAAUUGUUCAAGCAGAUCUGCUCGAAUGCUCUGCUGAAACGAGCACAUCUUGUUCUUUUCUUGAACAAGACCGAUAUCCUCAGGCAGAAGAUCGACGCCGGUAUCAGGGUCAACAAAUACAUUACUUCCUACGGCGACCGUGCGAACGAGUAUGACGCUGUUGUAGCGUACUUCAAAGCGCACUUUACUCAGGUCCACCGGAGAAACAAUGAGAACAACCGCGUGCUGUUCACACAUCUUACCAGUGUUGUCGACACCAAGGCCAUGCAGAGCAUCAUCACUGAUGUGCGGGAUUCGAUCUUCCGCGGCUACCUCAAGUCCGCUGCUCUUGUUUAA